Messenger RNA from Brassica oleracea var. oleracea, 2986 nucleotides. RefSeq names its product formin-like protein 14. The coding region runs from base 263 to 2986 and encodes 907 amino acids. The transcript is spliced from 8 exons. NCBI's taxonomy places the organism in Eukaryota, Viridiplantae, Streptophyta, Magnoliopsida, Brassicales, Brassicaceae. The record is from RefSeq and is a predicted model, not a curated record.
UUAUAAAUAAAUCGAAAAAGCGAUUUAACUUAAUUCAAAAUUUGAAAACCAAACGUUCCCGAUUUUCAUCAUCUGCGUCCACCAUCGCCCCUGCAGCUGGCAGCAUCGGGGAAUGUAAAUAGCCAACGUCACACCCACUUUUCGUUCUAACGUGUCAGUCGGCAUCAAUCAUCGUCUUCUCCUUCUCUUAUAAACCCUAAUUUCUGGUGCAGUCGCACACAUCCUCGAAACCAUCUGUGUUCGAUUUUCAGGUUUCGCUACAAUGUCUCUGUUAAGUAGGUUCUUCUACAAGAGACCACCAGAUGGGUUGCUUGAGUUUGCUGAUAGAGUUUAUGUUUUCGAUUCUUGUUUUUGCACGGAAGUGUUGCCGGAUGACUUAUACCAAAUCUUCCUUCACGAAGUCAUCAAUGACUUACAUGAAGACUUUCCCGAAUCAUCUUUUCUAGCAUUCAAUUUCCGACAAGGGGAGAAAAAGAAAAGAAGCGUCUUUGCUGAAACCCUCUGUGAAUACGAUGUUACCGUCCUUGAGUAUCCAAGGCACUAUGAAGGCUGCCCUUUGCUUCCUUUAUCACUGAUCCAGCAUUUUCUCCGUGUCUGUGAGAGCUGGCUUUCUCGUGGGAGCCGUCAGGAUGUUAUUCUUCUUCACUGUGAAAGAGGAGCCUGGCCUCUUCUGGCUUUUGUCCUUGCUAGUUUCUUGAUUUUCAGGAAAGUUCACAGCGGCGAGCGAAGGUGUCUUGAGAUUGUGCUUCGUGAGGCUCCCAAGGGUCUCUUGCAGCUGCUCUCGCCCUUAAAUCCUUUCCCGUCUCAACUUCGUUAUCUUGAGUAUGUAGCGAGGAGGAACUUGAAUCCUCAGUGGCCACCUCCUGAAAGAGCGCUUUCUUUGGAUUGUGUGAUUAUUCGAGGUAUUCCAAUUUUUGACUCCCAAUAUGGAUGCAGACCUAUUAUACGUAUCUUUGGAAGAAGCUUUAGUAGCACAACUGGUCUUUCCACGGAGAUGCUCUAUUCUAUGUCCAAUAUAGAUAAACCCCUCCGGCUUUACCGACAGGCAGAAUGUGAGGUGAUCAAAAUUGACAUCCAGUGCUGGGUGCAAGGAGAUGUUGUACUGGAGUGUGUGCAUAUGGAUUUAGAACCAGAACGAGAGGUUAUGAUGUUUCGUGUGAUGUUCAAUACUGCAUUUAUCAGGUCCAACAUACUAAUUCUGAACCCUGACAACUUGGAUAUUCUUUGGGAGGCCAAGAAUCAUUAUCCAAAAGGGUUUCGAGCAGAGGUUUUGUUUGGAGAAGUUGAGAAUGCUUCGCCUCAGAAAGUUCCAACCCCAAUAGUAAAUGGUAAUGAGAUUGGUGGCUUGCCCAUAGAAGCCUUUUCUAAAGUUCAAGAACUUUUUAGUGGUGUGGAUUUGGCUGAAAAUGGAGACGAUGCUGCUUUUUGGUUGCUGAAACAACUUGCUGCCAUAAAUGAUGCAAAAGAGUUCCGGCACAAAGGGAGUUAUUAUUUUAAUUCUCCCGACUCUGAAGAGGAGACCAACACAUCUAGUGCCGCGGACAGUUCUGAUGAAGGACUUGAUGCCACUCAUAGACCUCGAGCCUCUCUAUCUUUUGAUAAUGAUGAGACAGAAGACAUUUCUACAUCGUUGGCUCCUGAAUCUUCAGAGGAACCUCAUGUAUUCCCUCGUCGUCAACAGCAAGAAGUUUCAGCGAAGCAAAGUGUCCACCCUUCGACUCUUCCACCUUCUGUCACACUUUUGCCUCCACCGCCACCGCCCCCUCCAUUUCCCGUAAACAAAGUUACAAGCAUAGGCUCGUUGUCAUCCCAACCCCCACCUCCGCCGCCACCUCUCCCUAGUUUCAGCAGUAGAGAUCCUCUGACAACAUCGCACCAGCCUUUCAACAAAACCCCACCACCUCCUCUACCUUACUGUAGCAGCAUUUCUCCACUUUCAGUUCCACCUCCACCACCAUCCCCACCCCCACCCCCACCACCUUCGUUUGGGAGCACAGGAAAUAAACUUCAGGCGCAGCCACCACCUCCUCCUCCGAUCCAUGCAUCUUUGACUAAAUGUGCACCCCCACCCCCACAGCCACCUACAUCUCAUUCUGGUCUUGCUCGUGUUGGCCCAUCUUCUGCACCCCCACCACCUCCACCUCCGCCUCCUAAGGCUAAUAUUUCAAAUGCCCACAUGCCACCUCCUCCACCACCUCCACUUCCUCCUUCAUCUGCAAAGUUGGGUGCUCCCCCUCCGCCUCCUCCACCACCACGUCCUCCUUCAUCUGCAAAGUUGGGUGCUCCCCUUCCGCCUCCUCCACCACCACUUCCUCCUUCAUCUGCAAAGUUGGGUGCGCCCCCUCCGCCUCCACCACCACCACGUCCUCCUUCAUCUGCAAAGUUGGGUGCUCCCCCUCCGCCUCCACCACCACUACUAUCCAAGACCCUUGCUUCCCCUAGGCCAGCUCUAUCCAAGACCCCUGCUCCCCCUCCUCCGCCAGCUUUGGGUCGUGGGACAAGUAGUGGCCCACCACCACUGGGAGCAAAAGGUUUAAAUGCACCUCCGCCACCUCCUGCUGCAGGAAGGGGCAGAGCUUCCUCGGGACUUGGAAGAGGCCGAGGUGUAAGUGUGCCUACUGCUGCACCUAAGAGAACCGUGCUAAAGCCUUUGCAUUGGUCUAAAGUUACUCGGCCAGCAAAAGGUAGUUUGUGGGCUGAUGAUACUCAAAAACAGGAAAACCAACCUCGUGCCCCUGAAAUAGAUAUAUCAGAGCUCGAGAGUCUUUUUUCUGCAGCUUCAGAUACGACUGCUAAGAAAAGCACAGGUCGCCGUUCGAGUAUCAGCAAACCUGAAAAAGUUCAACUGGUUGACCUUCGAAGAGCAAAUAACUGUGAAAUAAUGCUUACGAAAAUUAAGAUUCCUCUGCCAGAUAUGCUUUUGCAUCUCUUUAUAUCAUGUUUACUAUGUCUACUAACUGAGAAUUUCAUAUCUGUUUCAAUAUGA